Molecule: messenger RNA, 1674 nt
Organism: Sugiyamaella lignohabitans
Lineage: Eukaryota; Fungi; Ascomycota; Dipodascomycetes; Dipodascales; Trichomonascaceae
Gene: CCT8
Product: Cct8p
Exons: 1
Coding region: 1-1674 (557 amino acids)
Biological process (GO): protein folding
Cellular component (GO): chaperonin-containing T-complex
Molecular function (GO): ATP binding; ATP hydrolysis activity; ATP-dependent protein folding chaperone
Source: RefSeq, a predicted model, not a curated record
AUGUCGAAUCUGAAGAUGCCCAGCGCCCCUAAUAGCGGGCUGUUUAAACAGGGCUAUCAGACAUAUCAGGCAGAAGAUGGUGCUGUGAAUAGGAAUAUUGCUGCUGUUAGAGAGAUUUCUUCUAUGGUUAGAACGUCGGUGGGUCCUUGUGGACGUAAUAAGAUUGUUGUGAACCAUUUGCAAAAGAUCUUUUUGACCAGUGACGCAGCCACCAUUUUGCGGGAACUGGAGAUUGUUCAUCCAGCAGCCAAGCUCGUGGUUAUGGCCAGUCAGCAACAAGAAACUGAAAUGGGUGAUGCGUCGAAUUUAGUAUUGAUUCUCGCUGGUGAACUGCUGUCAUUGGCAGAGGGUCUGCUCAGAUUGGGUUUAAACCCAUCAGAGAUCUCUCAGGGCUAUGAAAUGGCUAAGAAUUUCGCCGUGGAUACUCUGGAAAAGGGUACUUUAUUCAAGAACCUCGCUAAUAACCAGAUCACAGACUUGACUGACGUCGACCAAUUGCGUAAAGCUGUAUCUACCGCCAUUGGAUCGAAACAAUACGGAAGUGAACAGUUUUUGUCGGGAUUAGUGGCCGAGGCUGUUUCGUAUGUCAUGCCCAAGAACCCUCGUUAUUUCAAUGUUGAUAACGUGCGAGUGGUGAAAAUCAUGGGUUCCAGUUUAGAAGCCAGUGCUGUUGUUCGUGGUAUGGUAUUUGCUCGUGAACCUGAAGGAAGUAUUAAAAAAGUCGGUACCAAGUCUAAGGUGGGUGUUUUCUCAUGUCCAAUUGAUAUUUCGACUACUGAGACUAAGGGUACAGUGCUUCUUCAUAAUGCCAAAGAGAUGCUGGAGUUUUCCAAGGGAGAAGAGGCUCAAUUGGAAUCGAUUGUUAAAGAACUUGCUGACUCGGGACUACGAGUGGUUAUUGCCGGAGCCGGUGUCGGCGAGUUGGCUCUUCAUUAUUUGAACAGAUAUGGCAUUCUUGUUUUCAAAGUCGGCAGUAAAUUCGAUCUUCGUAGACUGUGUAGAGUGGUAGGAGCCACUCCUUUGCCACGACUGGGUGCUCCUAUGCCCGAGGAGAUGGGUGUCAUUGAUGUUGUUGAGACUAUUGAGAUUGGUGGUGACCGAGUGACGGUGUUCCGUCAAGACCAUGAACAAACUCGUACUUCGACUAUUGUUGUUCGUGGAGCUACUCAGAACUCACUCGACGAUAUCGAGCGUGCUAUUGACGAUGGUGUUAAUGUUGUCAAGGCUCUUACUAAAGAUACCCAUUUGCUUCCUGGAGCAGGAGCCACUGAAAUCGCCCUUGCUACUCAAAUUGUCGCUUUUGGAGAACGUACACCCGGACUUCUCCAACACGCUAUUAAGAAAUACGGCGAAGCUUUCGAGGUGAUUCCUCGUACACUUGCCGAGAACGCUGGUCUCGACGCUACCGACCUUGUUUCCAAACUCUACGCAGCACAUGCCGGUACCGAGUCGACCAUCGGAGUCGAUGUCGAUGACAACGAUGGCACCGGACUGCUGGAUGCCGCACAAAACGGCAUUUUUGACCUCCUGGCCGCCAAAAAGUCUGCCAUCCAACUGGCCACCGAUGCCGCUACUACCGUGCUCUCGGUCGACCAAAUCAUUAUGGCCAAACGAGCCGGCGGCCCCGUCAUGCCCAAACAACAGUCCACUGGUAACUGGGACCAGGACGACUAA